AUGUCGGACAAUGAGUAUGAUGAGAUUUCACAAACUGAAAGCUUACACGCAACUGAAAGCUCACGCGAAAGUGAAAGUUCACAUGUAGCUGAAAUUUUACAUAUAACUGAACGACUAGAAGAUGAACAAGAUUCUCAACGGCAAAGUACUCAGCGAAAUACUCGACAAAUUAUUCAACAAAAUACACAGCAACAGCAAAGUACUCAGCAAAAGCACAAGCGGCAUAAAACAACUAAAACUACCUCAAAAUGCUGGAAAUAUUUCAAAAAAACCGAAAAAAAAACAAUAUGUCAAUUUAAAAUACAAAAAAAAAAUGAAGAAGAAUCUAUUUGUGGAAAAUCAUUCAAGUACUUACCGGGAUGGUCAACAUCUAAUAUGAAUUUGCAUCUGGCUGAUGAACAUGACUUAGUAGAAUUUCAAAGAGAAAACAAGAAUCAUACGAAAGCUUUGAAUUCCCAGAAAACUAUUGCCGAUAUGUUACAUAUCGCUCCUCACAAAGGAAUAAAAAAAACCAAGAUUCAUCGUGCUGUUGUAGAAUGGCUUAUUGUCGAUAAUCUCCCACUUGAUACCAUUAAUGGAGAAGGAUUUCGCCGAUUCAUGUUGCAAAUUGAUCCUGGUUUCCGCCGGCCUUCUUAUAAAGCACUAAAAAAAGAAAUAUCAUUUGGAAAUACAAAUGCAAGAAAUCAAAUAUAUGAACUUUUGGAAAAAAGCAGUGAAAUGGUUUCUUUAACUACGGAUCUUUGGACGGCAAGAAAUGGAACUGGAUAUAUUGGAAUCACAGCACAUUGGUUGAGUAAAGAAUUUGAAUUAAAUGAAAUCUUACUUUGCUUGGAGCCGAUGCCAUAUCCUCAUACCAGUCGGGCAAUUAGAGAAUUUCUUAUUCAAAAAGUUCAAGAUUUCAAUCUACAAGAUAAAAUUUUGUGUGUCGUUACGGAUAAUGGUAGCAAUAUGGUAGCUGCCAUAAGAGAUUGGGAUGGCGUAGAAAGAUUACCAUGUACUGCACAUACCUUGCAAUUAUCUGUCAACCACGCCCUAAAGAAAAAUCACCAACAAAUUCACCGAAUUCGAGAAUUGGUUAAGUUUUUUGACUCACCCAAACAAAGCCAAAGGUUGGAUGCUGCACAAAUUGAAAUAUCUAAGCAAAAACGACGAAAUAACGUACCUUCAUAUGAUCCAAUUUUAUCUGAUGACUCUGAUUAUGAUGGUGAUUCAGAAGACGUGGAAAAUGAGGUGGCAACUAAUUAUCCUAUUGAUAAAUUUAUUCCUAUAUUAAAAAAUGUCAAAGAUGUUCCAACCCGUUGGAAUUCUAAAUAUCGAUCAUGGAAGAGAUUAAUUCAGCUACAACCUGCAAUCAGAUGGCUUUCAGCAACAUUACCAUUUCGAGAUGAUCCAGAUGCACGAAAAGAUGGACGAAAACUGCAACAAUUGGUAUUACGAGAAGAAGAGUGGAGUUUUGUUCAAAGAUUACUCGAGAUAUUAGAACCUUUUGAUAGUGCUACUGAAUAUUUCAGUGCUGGACGAUAUCCUACCAUAGCAUUUAUCCAUCCUUUAAUGGAAGCAAUGAAAUUUCAUUAUGCACAAAGUGCAAAUUUUGAUGAAAAUGGUUAUGAAAAUGAAG
Messenger RNA from Acaulospora morrowiae, 1618 nucleotides. The record is from the annotation of a GenBank genome assembly. Lineage: Eukaryota; Fungi; Glomeromycota; Glomeromycetes; Diversisporales; Acaulosporaceae.